AUGUACGACUACUCCUUGCCCCACAGCCGGUUGGCCACUAGUGACGUGGAAGGGGAGCGGCGUACACGUGCCCAUAUCAGUCUAAGCCGCUCGAGCCCCUGCUCGCGGCUGCUCCUUGAUUGCACUUCCGACCUGCUUGCGGGCCCCGCUGGCUGACGGGUCCCCCACAUUUUGUCUUAUUUUUAUUUCAAUUUCUUUUUCUUCAUUUAUCUCAAAAGUAAGACUGUAAAAAUCAUAUAAAAUCAUAUAAAAUCACAUAAUUACCCAAAAAUUCACGUUAAUCAACUGAAAACUACUUUUCACUCUUUAACACAAAUAUAAGUCUAUUUAUCAUGAGUUAAGGCUAAAACUAUAUUAUUUACUAAUUAGUAACUCAUGAUAAUGAAGACUUAUCAAUAACUCUACAAGUGGAUAAUUUUUAUUUUUAUUUUAUUUUUAACAGUUCUUUGAUAGUAUUCACUUUUCUAGUUAGACCUAACUUCAUUCCUAUCAGCAAAAAGAAUUUACUUUGAAGGGUUACUUCAUUUUAAAAGGAAUUCCACAUAAACUACUCAUUUCAUUGUUGAUAGAGUGUCCCUUCUCAUGGUUGUACUUUGUGUUCUUCCUUGUUUUUCUGAUUUGAGCUUUAUUUUUUGUUCUUCAUCAUCUCAAUGAAUGACCUGAAAUCAUAAAAAAAAUUGAAUUUUCCAUUUGAAUUCAGUUUAAUAAUAUUUUAAUUUUUAUCAUUUAGAUGGCAAUGACAAAAGUGUCAUCUAACUUUUGGUGUAGUUGUUGUGGAUUUGCUUAAGAUAAUGAUAAUGUCUAUUCUCACUUAAUUCAUUGCUGAUUUUGUUCUCUUUUUAGUUUCAUCUAAAAGAAAUAGCAAACACGAAGCAAACUAGUUAGAAAUGGGAGAUGCAAUUGGUUUUCAAAGAAAAGUGAAGAAAAGAGUCUGGUGAUAGCCCUUUAUCACUUCUUUUUAAUUUUCUUCCAUUUGUACCUAAAUUUAGUUUUCACUUAAAUUUCCUUUAUAUUCUAUCAAUUUUUCUUUUACUUUUCUACAUUUAACUUUCCUUUAUUUUUCUUACGCUAUUGAAUUGGAAAAAGAAGAAUUAAAAACCUUUCUAAUUACUAUAUAUAUGGUAGGAGAUUUUUGAAACCCACAUUAGCCAAACCUAUGUCAGAUAUAUUUUUAUUUUAUCCUAUACAAAUUAAUAGUUCAAAUAUACAAAUGAAAUAUAGGAUCCUCCUAGAAAAUCGAAGGAUUAUUUUAAUCCACCUAUGGGCAUAACUUUACACCAAUGUCAAGUUUGUAGGCAUUAUAAUAAAUUACGAAUAUUAAAAUGCUACCAAUCUGUGGACACUAUAGUGAAGAAUUGUAUCAGCAUUUAAGGAAUUUUUUGAGGGUUUGUAGGAGAGUAAAAGAUACAGAUGACACAUUGAGGCUAACUCUUUUCCUUUUCUCAUUAGAAGAUGUGGCUCGUUAUUGGUUUCCUACCUUAAGGAGAGAUAGUAACAAAUAUAAUGUGAUGACACAAGAAUUUCAUAAAAAAUAAAUCCUUGAGAAAAACCAAAUAAUAUGAGUAAAGUGAUUAUGGGAUUUAAUUAGACUCAUGGGGAAUGUUUAAAUCAAGUAUGGAGCGAAUUCAAGAGAUUGAUGAUGAAAUGUCUAUAUCAUGGUACAUCUAAAUGGUAAUUAAUGAAAAUAUUUAAUGAUAGAUUAACAUAAUCUUUCAAAUAAAUGGUUGAUACUUCAUGUUGAGGGACAUUCUUGAGCAAAAAUGAAGAUGAAGCAUAGAGGUUACUUUGAGAUCUUAAUGAGCAUUCUUUGAAUUAUACAUUAUCAUUAUCUUAUGAUAGAAAUACUAUAAUCUCCAAGAAAUGAGGAAAAUAUGAGGUAGGUCAACAUGACAAUAAAGAAUUGAGAUUCAAAAGAAACUAGAGAAAUUAUCUAGGAUGAAUGAAUAGUAGAAAGGAUGAAGCAAAUAUUAGCUCUACAAGAUAAAUUAAAUCAGAAGUUACAAAGUUCCACUCAAUGUUACCCAAUGUUCUCACACUACACCAUCGCUAGCCACCAUGGAAAUAAGUGUCCUAUCUUAACACAGUUCACAACAUCAUUGCAAGAAUAAUUUUUUGUUACCCAGGCUAUUCUAGUAGAAAAACUACCCUUAUUGAUGCUUUUUCUUAUUAAGUAUAUUAUCUUUUAAAAUUGAUGUUGUGUGAUUCCCAAGAUAGGUCCACUUAUUUUAUUGCUCAUGGUGAGAACAUAGAGAGCACCCAUUUGGCUUGCAUCUGGCUGAUUUAUUUAUAGUAGAGUGCCUUAACGUUAGUGAUUUCUUAAUCACAUUUAUUACCAUAGUCACCCUUCUUAGAUUAGGUUGCUUGUACAGGGUUUAGUCAUUUCUUCAACUCAUCUCACAUCUAUUAUCCUUCCUAAGUUUAUGACAUCAACACUUGGAAAAUAACUCCUUGUGGACCAGGUUGAUAUUUCCUUCCUAUCAUAGGCCCACCCCAGCCUGACCCACCAAACAUCAUUGAUCCUCACUGACCUCAUGCUUCUCCUCAUUCACUAUCUUUCUCCUCCACAUUGAGCCCCUGAUAGAAAAGAGGACCCUUUUCUUGGCCGUCGUCACCACCCAUCAUCCCUUUACUCCUAUCACUAGCUCUCCCAUCUCCCUCAACGACUGUUCAUCCCUACUCUAUCCUUCACCACUCACAAUCCAGCACCACGAUGGCCCACAUUGUAUGUGAGAAUCAGCUUGACAAGAUUGAAUUGUCAAAGAAACCCAAUGGGACUUUGAUGGAACGUUGGAAUAAACUUUCACAGGCUAUGUUCUCUACUGAUACAAGCUCUACUGUUGCACUAUAAUCUCUACAGGUUUUCACCACACUCUCUAGUUUCCUCUCCACUUAUAUUUUCUUUUUUUGCCCCCAAUUUAACAUGAUCUUCAAAUUGACAUUAUCUGUACCUAUCUCAUAGAUCAUUUGUAUCUAUUUCAUGUGUUAUUUUAUGAUUGUUCAUGUUUCAUGCUAGCAUGUAACUUUUUUUCAUGGUGUGCUUUUACCCUAUUAACUAGUGCAUUGGACAGUCUAAUGAAAGGUGCAUUGUAUUACUGGGAAAAAUUCCUAUUAAGAGAAAAUUUACCAUUAAGUUCCAUCAUCAAUGUUUUGAUAUUGUUGUAAACAUCUUUACCCUUAAAACAAUUUUUACGACAUUCAUGAUUUCUUAGUGUUGCCUUAACUCUAUUUUUCAAUAUUUUCUAAUCAAAAAGUUAUUACGAAAUUCUUCAAUUUAAGCUCUUUAGUAUUGAUAAAUAAAGAAAUAUCUGCUCUUACAUUUAAUUCCUUCUAAGUAAUUUUUUUUCUUUUUAUUUAUUUCAAAUAUAAAGCUUUGUGGAAAAGUUAUUUUCAAGUCUGUUUAGUUGCUCAUUUUUCUUUAAAAAUCAUUCCUAAUAUCUAUUACUUAUAUUGUGAAUACCUCUUUGUGAGUUUCUAAUAGAGUGAAAUUUAAGUGAAUUGAUACUUGUAAAAAAGUGACAAUCAACUUCCCCACUAGCAAUUUUUAUUUUAAACGUGCAAAAAGUAUGUAUCCUUCCAAAGUUCAUCACUCUUUAAGUAGCCAAAAAUAGUUUGUGAUCACCUAAAGGAGAAAACAUGCUAAGAUUAAGAAUUCCUAAAUAAAAUGACAUAGUGUUGAGCUUAAUAAUGUAUAGACUUCACGUCCAAUGAAGCUUGGAAUAGGGAGACUUGCCACAUCAUUAUAAAAUUGCAAUUUAUUUUCUAUGGCAUGAGAACAACCAAAUAGUGUGACCAAACCAAUAUCAAAACUUAAACAGUUGGCAGCAAUCUGAGAAGACCAGUUCAUCCUGCCUUUUUAUUCCUCAUGUGUGAAAACCAUGAAUAAAAGUAAACCUUAAAUACAUAAGGAAAGAAAUUUAGAAUUCUUGAACCCACAACUAAUCAUAAGAUCAUCCUAUACAUGGAACAAAAAGUAAAUCCCUUGAAUACACAAGGAGUUGAUUAAAUCCACAAGGGAUUAAGGAAUAUAUAUGGAGAGAUAAAGAUCAAACGAAUAUUUUUGACUUCAAAAUCAAUCUUUUUAGUUUUUCAUCAUUGAGUGGAUAUGCUAAUUGAAAGUCUCAAAUAAAGUAUUGAUGCAGUAGAAAGCAAGGUAAAUGAUAUCACUAAAAACAAAUGAACUAGUUGAGGUUUGAAAAUAUAAUGUUUUGACUGUCUCCAUUUUGUGAAUUUGAGUCAUUUUAAUUUAUUUUUCCCCCCUCAUUCUGAUGUAGGAGGGGGCGAGAACCCUUGUACCUGAUCAAUGAAACUCAAGACCCAGAUGGGGCAGUCGGACUGAUCCGAUAAGAAUGUAUGGAUCCUAGACUCUAAGUCUGACCACCUAACCUAAGUACAGGCAGGCAUACCAAUAUGCACUAUCAACCCAGGACAACUCGGGGAAAUACUCGACGAUGGUAAGUAUGAGACCCUCUUGGUCCACGUUUGGACAGACAGCGGAACGGUCGUCGUGAAGUAGCCUAGGGCUGCAGCUCACAAACGGUGACGAAUCUGACGCAGCGUUAGAAGUCACGAUCCUAUAACCCGUCCAAUCCUAUCUACGUCUCCUGAUGGCGGUGGAAAUGAGCUGAGAAAACCCUUCGAAAGGUAAUUAAACUUAAGUAAGAAGGUGUACGGCGCUAACCUUCGGGGCUGUGUAGCCCGGUGGGUCGUGACGGAGCGGAGACUCGUUGUAGGCAGAGACAUCCGGUGAAGAGCGAUGCUCAACGUCGACGAUCAGAUCUGGUCGAGAGUCGUAGUAGUCAUCGUCGUAAGGCGUGACACGGUCGGCGCGGGCGUGGGCCCACUGGUGGGCCAAAGGGCAUGCUAAUGGGUGUGCGCGACAAGCCGCGCAGCGUGCCUCGAGCAUGCGGGCGGCGGCGCCAGGUGGGCACGCAGGCCGCAAGAGCUGGCGCGCGGGGCGUGUGUGGUGGCAGCGCUUUGGCGGGAAUGCCAAGCGUCAGCGGCGCUUCGGCGGGAAUGUCGAGCGUCGGUAGUUGUGCGGAAGCCCGACUGUCGUCGGAAGGAACGGCCCUCUCUAGCGGUGCCGGGAAGCGGAGCAGAGGAAGGAGAUGAUCCAGCCGAUGAUACUAGGGAGGGUUGAGCCCUCCUGGUCUAGGCAGUGCUGGAAACGGCACAACGGCGGCGGAGCAUCGAGAAACUCCAGUGGGGGCUUGUGAGGAGCUUGGACUGGAUCUGGCUCGUCGGCACGGCUGCAGGGUCUCUCCCGACGUCGGCGGCAGGUAGGCGUUCGUCGGCAAAUGGCCAGCGACUGGGCGGAGCGGCGAAGGGCGGCCCCGGCGAGUUUAUGGUGGAGUUCCAAAGGAAGAGGUGGCAGUUGAACUAGGAGUCAAGAGACUCUGGCAGAGCGCUCGACGAUGGCUCGUAGGGAGGCGAAGCAAGCCCCUUUUGUCAUGAUGGCAUGACGGGGUUCCAACAGAGGCAGUGGCGGUUGCAGCGGCAACUGCGACUGUUUUGUCUGGUGAUGGCGGCGAUCUCACAGGCGGCAAUGGAGAUGUCCGGCGGUGGCAGUGGUCUUAAGCGGCGGCGGGACUUCUCAGGCAACAGCGUCACGAUGAAUGAAGUCCUCAAAGGGGUAUCGACGGUCUUCCUCUCUCUCCUUCCCUCCCUAUCCUAGGUCACGAAGAAGGUAACUCACAAAUGAUAAUCUCUCACAAAAUUAGGCGCUUCCUCUUGAGGGGGGUCCUACCUCCCCUUAUAUAGGGCCCACAAGUGGGCUAAGGGGAGGUGGGCCCACUUGAGGCCCUCAAGCCCAUAAGCCACAAAAACAGGCUACAAAAGGGGCUUAUUGGGCCUCUAAAAGAGAGACCCAAUAAGCUCCCCUAAAAGGAGAAAGAGGAGGGCCCUCGUUUGGUGCUUAAGUGGGCCUCAAAUGAAGACCAAAUAAGCCCAAAAGAGGCCCAAAAGGAAAGGAACAUAGGUCCCCCCCCUUAGGGUUUUAAUUGGGCCUCAAAAGAGAGACCCAAUAAACCCUAAAGAAUGGGAGACACAAAUAACAACACACACACACACAGAAUUGGGCCCGCUAACACACAAACGCGAGGCCCAACACGUCAACGUGAAAAUACAAAGAAAGAUAAGGGUGAGCUCGAGCUCAUCAUCGUCGCGGAGGUGGAAUGUCGUCAUCCCAAAGGGCUAGGCCGUGUAGCGAAAGCCAGGCUCCUUCAUCUUCGUGCAUCGAUCAGGCUGAACUCGAACUGCCGGUGUCUCCUGAGCUGAUGGAGAUGGGUCCCGCUCGCCAUCACAUUCUUUCCCCAUAGUUCUGUUCUAUAGGAUCCCUAGUUGCCUAUGGAGUAAAUGAAUAUCAUAAUUAAUUUGGAUUAACUUAUGAUUUUUCCUUGAUCAACACGUUUUUUAAAAACUAGAAACAAGUCUUAAAUUCUUGGAAACUUUGGGUUCUAGUUUUUGAUGAAUAUUAUUUAUUUAUAAAUGAAGUCAUAAAAUGAAAAACAAUGAUGUAUAAAUUACAAAAGAAUAGUGAUACCAAAAUAUGAUUUGAUUUUUCUUGAUUGCAAAGUUAAUUUUUUCAAGUAUCCAAAAGUUUUACAUUGAAAAAAAUCUGCUCUAUUUUUCAUGGAUCAUAGUUUUAUACACGUAAUUGAAAUUAAUUGAGGAAAUCAUGAUGAAAUAACCAGAGUAAUCCUAUGUUAGCAUUUUUUGCUAAUAAAUAUUGAGUACUACAUCUACAGAUGAUACGCUUUAUUGGUGGAUGAUUUUUCAAUUUCAAGUAUGUAAAAAGAAAUUGAUGAGGUGAAAAAUUGUUUUCCAUCAUUCUACUGAUAAAUUUUGCAUAAUAAACACAAACAAUUGGAUUUAUCAAUUGGUGUGCUCAUUUGAAAACAUACAAAUAGUUACAUUAUGAGAAAGUGAUUUUUUUUCUGAAAAAUAGUUCUUUAUCCUAAUUUAAAUAUGUAGAUAAGAAAUGUGCAUGGAAAUUAAUAUUUCUGUUCUUUUAUGAUAUAUUUUUUAAAAUUAUUGAGGAAUAACCAUUUGUAGUCCCUACUCGUUCAGAACUAACAAAGUUGGGACUAAGAUACAACAAAAGUGCCAAUGUAAAACAUGGGCUAUGAAUAAAUUUCAACAACCUCCUUGAUAAGUCUUCAUUAUCAUGAGUUAAUAAUUAGUAAAUAAUAUAGUUUUAGCCUUUACUCAUGAUAAAUAGACUUAUAUUUGUGUUAAAGUAUGAAAAGUGGGUUUCAGUUGGUUAACGUGAAUUUUUGGGUAAUUAUGUGAUUUUAUACGAUUUUUACAGUCUUACUUUUGAGAUAAAUGAAGAACAAGAAAUAAAAAUAAAAAUAUUACAAAAUGAGGGGACCCGCAAGCAAGACGGAAGCGUAGUCAGGGAGUAGCCGCGAGCAGGGGCUUAAGCGGCUUGAACCGAUGGGGCAUGUGUGCGCCACUCCCCUUCCACGUCACCGGUGGCCAGCCGGCUGUGGGGCAAGGAGUGGUCGUACAUGCACGAGAAAGAGACUUUGCUUAGAAAUGUAACAUUACUAUAUAUUCGUCUAAAAAUUCGGCACACAACCGAUGUGGGACUAAACCCAUCACCUUCCUCAAAAGAGGUGGGGACAAUCGACAUGGGUUCAAAUCCUCCCAGAGCCAAAACUCAUAUUUUUAUCUGAUUAUCCCGACUUUCCUACAGAUCGCCGGUGAAGGAUUAAGCAACCAGAAUCGUUAGAUCAUCGGCAAAAAUCUCAUCAACACAAUUCGCGGAGCAUUGUUACUCAAAUUGCUGAAGGAUUCGCGAUAAAAAGAUCGCGAAUCCAUCGAGUAAAUCAUCUCCGAUUGAUCGACGAACAAGCCGUCGUCAGGAAGAGGACGAUCCACCGGGAGACGAGUCGCCACCUCCUGAGAGCGUACCAGAUGUGAUGAAGAGCCUCCUCUUGCUGCGUGGACCUGAGGAUGAAGCUCCCUAACAUGCGCCCCACCUCCAUCCAGCUCCUCUUCGUCAGGUAACAGCUGCCAGAGAGCCGCAAAGUUACUAUUUUUCUGCUCUGCCAGGUGACAACCGUCGGAGACGAUUCGAAGACCCAUUUCAUUAAUCUCUAGACUUCGCGAGAAAAUCUAGAGAUUGCCCACAUCGUCCUUGUCCAAGGAGAGCCUUCGAGGCUGUGGACACUGCACGACGAUCCUCUCAAACACUCAAAAUUCUGGUGCAUCACCGACGCAUCGCUGCCGCGACGCCGGAACUCUGUUUUCCUACUUUCAACUUAAUUUCCGUUUCAUUUAGUGAUAAUUUAUUGAUUUUAAAUUUACCAACAUAUAAUUCAUUUCAUUACGAUUCUUCUGUCUUUUACAGAUCUUAAUUUGAUCAAUUAAAUCAUUUGUAAUCGCUUAUGUAAGAAUCGUCGAGCGGAACUCUAUUUCUGCCCGAUUCGCAUUCGCCGGGCACUGACGUCAUCCUGACGCCCGCACCCUUAUUUUCUUUUUUCGUGAAUUUUAAAUAUAUUUCUUUUUCAUUUCUUAGUGUAAAAUUGAUAUAAAAUAGUAUUCUCUGAGGAAAAUUCUGAAUAAUUACUAGAUAUUAUAUUACAUCCCUAUGAUUAACCUGGAAAAUUACUGCUAUUUUUAGAAGUUUUAUUGAAUUAUAAUUGAUAUAUUUGUUCAUAAAUACUUCUAAAUAUCUAAAAAAUCGUAUUUUCUAGUUUUAUAAAUUUUAGAUUUACGUGAUUUAAUAUACAACGACUAAGUCACGUCACUCCUCACACUAGGCUUGCUUACAAUGCUCUAUGUUUACUCUCACCUUUAGAGCAUUCAAUGAAACAGGAGUCUUAAGAUCCUCUAUGUGCAACCUUAUUUAUUGAUUCAAUAUUUUUAUUAUUUUUAUUGAUUUUUCAUUGUUUUGGUACACAUGCUCUCUUUGUCCUUCGAUAUUUAAUUUUCUAAUGAAUGGAAAUAUUUAAGUGGAGCUCUCAUUUAGUGUUUUCAAAUAAUUGAGAGUAACUUAUGAUAAAAAAUAUAAUUAGUGAUGUGACUUAGUUGUUAUAUAGUAAAUCAUGUAAAUUUAAAAUUUAUAAAACUAGAAAAUAUGAAUUUUUAGAUAUUUAGAAGUAUUUUUGAAAAAAUAUAUCAAUUAUAAUUUAAUCAAACUUCUAAAAAUAGUGGUAAUUUUCUAGGUCGAUCAUAGAGAUGUAAUAUAAUAUCAGAUAAUUAUUCAGAAUUUCCUCAAAGAAUACUAUUUUCUAUGAAUUUUAUACUAAAAAAUGAAAAUAAAAUAUAGUUAAAAUUGAUGAAAAAGGAAAAUAAGGGUGCAGACAUCAAGAUGACGUCAGCACCCAGCAAAUGCGAAUUGGGCAGAAAUAGAGUUCCACCCGAUGAUUAUUACAUAAGUAAUUACAAACGAUUUAAUUGAUCAAAUUAAGAUCUAUAAAAGUCGGAAAAAUCAUAAUUGAAUGAAGUAUAACUUGGUAAAUUUAAAUCACACAAAUUAUCACUAAAUGAUGUAAAAUUUAAGUUGAAAGUAAGAAAAUAAAGUUCCGAUGCCGUGGCGGCGAUGCGUCAAUGAUGCACCAGAAUCCUAAGCGUUCAGGAGGAUUGUCAUGUAUUGUCCAUAGCCUCAAAGGCUUUUCUUAGACAAAGAUGACGUGGACAAUCUUUAGAUCUCUUUGCAAAGUCUAGAUAUCAAUAAAAUGGAUCGUCAAAUCAUCUCCGGCGGCUGUCACCUGGUGA
Molecule: messenger RNA, 9723 nt
Organism: Spirodela intermedia
Lineage: Eukaryota; Viridiplantae; Streptophyta; Magnoliopsida; Alismatales; Araceae
Source: the annotation of a GenBank genome assembly